This is a messenger RNA of Prunus avium (sweet cherry), 990 nucleotides long. The record is from RefSeq and is a predicted model, not a curated record. NCBI's taxonomy places the organism in Eukaryota, Viridiplantae, Streptophyta, Magnoliopsida, Rosales, Rosaceae.
CCUGGAAGCAUGGGGUGGCCUUGGUUUGGAGAAACCCUUGACUUCCUUAAGCCUCAUUAUACUUACUCUGUGGGAAGCUUCUUGCAACAGCAUUGCUCUAGAUAUGGGAAGGUUUUUAAAUCGCAUCUAUUUGGUUCACCAACCAUAGUUUCAUGUGACCUUGAGCUCAACAUGUUUAUUCUUCAGAAUGAAGAGAAGCUAUUCCAAGCCAGCUAUCCCAAGGCCAUCCAUGGCAUUCUUGGAAAGCAUUCGUUACUCACUGUGUCCGGAGAGCUUCAUAGAAAGCUUAGAAGCAUUGCUGUCAGCUUCAUUGCCAACUCUAAGUCGGCCCCCGAUUUCCUUCACUGGGUUCAGAAGCUCUCAAUCUCAAUGAUGGAUUCAUGGAAUGGCUGCAAACAAGUCUCCUUCUACAAACAAGCUAAAGCUUUUACACUGAGUCUUAUGGUGAAGCACCUUCUAAGUGUUAAACCAGAGGAGCCAGUAGCCUCAAGGAUAUUGCAAGACUUCGAAACCUACAUGACAGGCUUUGUUUCUCUACCAGUAAAUAUCCCUGGGACCGCUUAUGCCAAGGCUGUGAAGGCUAGAGCAAGGCUGUCUUCCACUGUCAAAGAGAUUAUGGAAGAAAGACGAAAAGGGAAUGUUAAUAGAAACACAGAAGACUUCUUGGAUGUGAUAUUAUCAAAGCAGAGCCUAAACGAUGAAGAAAUUGUGAGCAUUGUGUUGGACAUAAUGCUGGGAGGCUACGAGACAACCGCUACUCUUAUGUCCUUGAUUGUCUACUUUCUUGCCCAUGCGCCUAUUGCUUUCGACAAGUUAAAGGAAGAACACCAGAGCAUAAGGCAAAACAAAAAAGAUGGGGAAUUCUUGAACUGGGAAGAUUACAAGAAAAUGGAUUUUUCCCACUAUGUUAUAUAUGAAGCUAUGAGAUGUGGGAAUGUAGUCAAAUUUGUGCACAGGAAAGCUCUUGUCGACGUGAAAUUUAAAGGUUAA